AUGGCUACUGUUGUUUUUUAUAAUGAAUUUAUGCAUAUUGGCUCAGCUUGGCUUGGCUCGGCUUGGAAUUGGAUGUUAAGCAAGUUAUAUCGAGUUAUAUCGAGUUAUAUCGAGUUAUAUCGAGUUAUAUCGAGUUAUAUCGAGUUAUAUCGAGUUAUAUCGAGUUAUAUCGAGUUAUAUCGAGUUAUAUCGAGUUAUAUCGAGUUAUAUCGAGUUAUAUCGAGUUAUAUCGAGUUAUAUCGAGUUAUAUCGAGUUAUAUCGAGUUAUAUCGAGUUAUAUCGAGUUAUAUCGAGUUAUAUCGAGUUAUAUCGAGUUAUAUCGAGUUAUAUCGAGUUAUAUCGAGUUAUAUCGAGUUAUAUCGAGUUAUAUCGAGUUAUAUCGAGUUAUAUCGAGUUAUAUCGAGUUAUAUCGAGUUAUAUCGAGUUAUAUCGAGUUAUAUCGAGUUAUAUCGAGUUAUAUCGAGUUAUAUCGAGUUAUAUCGAGUUAUAUCGAGUUAUAUCGAGUUAUAUCGAGUUAUAUCGAGUUAUAUCGAGUUAUAUCGAGUUAUAUCGAGUUAUAUCGAGUUAUAUCGAGUUAUAUCGAGUUAUAUCGAGUUAUAUCGAGUUAUAUCGAGUUAUAUCGAGUUAUAUCGAGUUAUAUCGAGCAUAAAUCCUAUAUUGAUACCGUUCUUUGCGGUUCUUUUCUUUGCCGACCGGUUGAAGCUUCCAGAGGAGUUCAUCAUGGAAGAUGUCAGGCUACGUUCGUUCAUUCAGUGGCAAAGAAUACCUGCCUGA
Helobdella robusta is the source of this 774-nucleotide messenger RNA. RefSeq lists its product as hypothetical. The record is from RefSeq and is a predicted model, not a curated record. The transcript has 3 exons. The coding region runs from base 1 to 774 and encodes 257 amino acids. NCBI's taxonomy places the organism in Eukaryota, Metazoa, Annelida, Clitellata, Rhynchobdellida, Glossiphoniidae.